AUGCUUUCACCCAUCCUCACAACCCUCACACUCCUCCUCUUUUCCCUCUUCUUCACCACCGCAACACCCACCGACCCCGACCCCGACCUCGCCCUCGACACCCGGCAAGCAGACUACACAUGGCACAUCUCACAAUUCCAAGCCCGCUGCGCCAACGGCGUCUGCCACUACCAAAUCGUCGUCGAGGCCGGCCGACGAGGCGAAAUCCCCGGCUUCAUGGCCACCUGCGUGGCCGACAACGUCCCGCGUGCGAGCAAGGAGUUCCGCAACUGCAGCGUCAAUCGUGGCAACCUCGAGGGCGUGCAGAGCGUGAAGGCUUUUGUGGAGUUAAGGCCCAGAAGGCCGAAUGUCGAGACGAGGAUGGUGGUUGAGAUGGGGUAUAAUGAUCGGGCGAGCGGUGGUAGCACGGUGACCUAUUGGCGUGGGAGGCAGACUGGGACAUACCAGACGUUCCGAGACUUGAGCCAGGCGGGCAGCUUCGACGUCGUGCCUUUCAGGUACGCCGCCGUUGCUUGA
Zasmidium cellare ATCC 36951 is the source of this 516-nucleotide messenger RNA. RefSeq lists its product as uncharacterized. The transcript is spliced from 2 exons. Lineage: Eukaryota; Fungi; Ascomycota; Dothideomycetes; Mycosphaerellales; Mycosphaerellaceae. The record is from RefSeq and is a predicted model, not a curated record. The coding region runs from base 1 to 516 and encodes 171 amino acids.